GCAGAGACACCGCAGAGAGAGAGAGAGAGAGGCAAAACCCAUAUAAUAAAUAAGAGGCAUUGCAAUUUGCAUAGGGAUUUCGGAAACCAUAACGACGUUUUCGGGAGAAAGACAGAGAGCAUUGAAGCUGAAGAAGGGAACUGGGUUUCAGUUUCAGAGGGGGUUCUGCGGAUCGUUCGCUGAAGAAUCAAAACAGCAGUACGGAGUAAAGUAUAUGAUGUCUGAUUGAUGAGACAAGCCUAGACGAGAGUAGCUUUUCUUUAUUUUCAGAUUUGUUGUUGAGUAAUCCUCGCGGCUUGCGCGAUGGCGAAUCUGGGUGGGUCGUUUUCGCAGCCAAAUUUCUCCGCCGAAGAUGAUCUGUAUGUAGAACUAUGGAGGGCUUGUGCUGGUCCGCUGGUGGAAGUUCCUACGCAAGGCGAGAAGGUUUUUUAUUUUCCUCAGGGGCAUAUGGAGCAGUUAGAAGCGUCAACAAAUCACGAGCUGAGCCAGAGGGUUCCACUGUUCAAUCUCCCUUCGAAGAUCCUUUGUCGGGUCGUUCAUACCCAGUUGCAGGCGGAACAAGAAACUGAUGAAGUCUAUGCACAAAUCACCUUAAUGCCAGAAGCAGAUCAAACCGAGCCUAUGAGCCCUGAACCAUGCUGUCCCGUACCUCCGAGACCAACCAUUCACUCCUUCUGCAAGGUUUUAACAGCCUCUGACACUAGUACCCAUGGUGGGUUCUCUGUACUUCGGAAACAUGCGAAUGAAUGCCUCCCUCCCCUGGACAUGACUCAGCAAACCCCAACUCAGGAAUUGGUUGCGAAGGAUCUUCAUGGUUAUGAGUGGCGAUUUAAGCAUAUUUUCAGAGGUCAACCCCGGCGGCAUUUGCUUACAACAGGAUGGAGUACAUUUGUUACUUCGAAGAGAUUAGUUGCUGGGGAUUCUUUCAUAUUCAUGAGGGGGGACAAUGGGGAAUUACGUGUUGGAGUAAGGCGUUUCGCUCGUCAACCUAGCAGCAUGCCUUCUUCUGUGAUUUCAAGUCAGAGUAUGCACUUAGGAGUGCUUGCAACUGCAUCUCAUGCUGUUUCUACCCAAACACUGUUUGUUGUCUUUUAUAAGCCAAGAACGAGUCAGUUCAUUGUUAGCAUGAGGAAAUAUUUAGAAGCCAUUAAACACGGGUUUGCAGUUGGCAUGAGAUUCAAGAUGAGAUUUGAGGGGGAGGAUUCUCCUGAGAGGAGGUUUUCUGGCACAAUAAUUGGGGUUGAGGAUAUUUCUCCUCAGUGGAAAGAUUCUAAAUGGCGAUCAUUGAAGGUCCAAUGGGAUGAACCUACAACAAUACCAAGACCUAAUAGAGUUUCACCGUGGGAGAUAGAACCUUUUGUGGCUUCUGUUCCUCCAACCCUAGCUCAAUCCGAAGUGGUAAAGAACAAAAAGUCUCGAUCAGGAAUUGAAAUCCCAUUUAAUGCUACUGGUGCAUGGAAUCCAGGACUGAUCCAGUCACAUGAUUUAAGCCAACUGAAUGGCACAAGUGAAGGAAAAAGAAAUGAAAAUCAUGUCGCUUGGCUUCAUAGACCAUCAGAGAUUAGCGGCACCUUCCUCAACAAUAACAGCAGUUGCAUAUCCAGGACUAGGACUGAGGAGAGCUGGCUUUCUUGCCAUACUAGUAUUUCUCCGCAUCUUUUCCAGGACACAAUGGAGGAGAAUAGAAGUGCCUCUGCCUGGCCCACUUACUCAGGCUAUUCAUCUAUACUUUCAUCAAAGUUGAAUAGUGACCCUAUGCUUGACCUGAUUGAAAAAGGAAAGAAAGUUGAGAUUGCAACUUGCUGCCGAUUGUUUGGUAUAGAUCUCAUGAACCACUCCACCAGCCCGUCUCCUGUUGAAAAGGCACCCAGACAGCAAUUCAGUGCAUCUAGCAGAAAUGCUGAAGGACAUGUCCCAAGUACCCCAUCGGCUGCUGAUUCAAGCCAGAAGUCUGACAUUUCAAAGGCUUCAAACGAAAAGAAACGUGGACAGCUACAACUGUCACCAAAAGAGGCUCAGAGCAGGCAGAGUUGCUCUACAUCUACCAGAAGUCGCACAAAGGUUCAAAUGCAGGGAAUCGCAGUUGGUCGGGCUGUGGACUUGACUGCUUUGAGUGGGUAUGGUCAGCUUAUAGCUGAACUGGAGGUUUUGUUUGAACUUAAAGGGGAGCUUUGCCCUCGGAAUAAGUGGGAAAUUGUCUAUACUGAUGACGAAGGGGAUAUGAUGCUCAUGGGUGACGACCCUUGGCCGGAAUUCUGUAGCAUUGUGAGGAGGAUAUUUAUUUGCUCAAGCCAAGAUGUGAAGAAGAUGGGUUUUGGAAGCAAACUUCCAUUAUCUCCCGUGGAAGGUGAAGGGACCGUUGGAAGCUUGGACUCUCCCAAAAACUGAAACAUGAAAACCUUUUUGCUUUCUAAGGCCCAUUUUUUAUAGCUUGCUAGAGAGGGGAUUCCGGAGUCAUUGACUGACUAGGAUGGGAAAUUACAGAGUUAGGAUCAGAAUUGUGCAUAGUAAUGGCAUUUCUGGUAGAUGUGGUUUGGUUGGAAUUUCUAUUGUCAUGUGCUUGUAAAUAUGUGUUUUGGUACUGUGCCUUUGAGCUUUAGUGAGUGGGAAUUUGGCUGGCUUCUGAUUAGUGAUUGCCACAUUAUGUGGACAUAUUUAAUUUAAUUACUUUCUUGGGAGAAUCUUUUUUUCUCCUUUAUUUUUUCAA
Messenger RNA from Malania oleifera, 2707 nucleotides. Its product is annotated as auxin response factor 9. The transcript is spliced from 15 exons. Gene Ontology annotation, molecular function: protein binding; DNA binding. The record is from RefSeq and is a predicted model, not a curated record. Gene Ontology annotation, cellular component: nucleus. The coding region runs from base 304 to 2388 and encodes 694 amino acids. Lineage: Eukaryota; Viridiplantae; Streptophyta; Magnoliopsida; Santalales; Ximeniaceae. Gene Ontology annotation, biological process: regulation of DNA-templated transcription; response to hormone.